AUGUCCCACGCACCCCUCUGGCUGUUGGACGUUGUCCUGGUACUCCUUGGGCAUGUGGACAGAGCCACGCUGAGAAAUGACAAAUGGAAGCCACUGAACAACUCCAAAAACUGAGAUCUGUGUUUCAGAAACCUUCAGGCAUAUUUUAAGGGCAGAGGUCUUGAUCUUGGGAGUUUUCUGAAUACUUUCCCUGUGAAUGAGAAUCCCAGACCUCUCUCUUUCCAAUCAGAAUUUAUUGCUUCUGCUUUUGCAGAUUAUGAAGAGCAGAAAAAUUCCUUUCUAAAUUACCUCAAAGGCUAA
Molecule: messenger RNA, 300 nt
Organism: Otolemur garnettii (small-eared galago)
Lineage: Eukaryota; Metazoa; Chordata; Mammalia; Primates; Galagidae
Gene: CUNH2orf66
Product: chromosome unknown C2orf66 homolog
Exons: 2
Source: RefSeq, a predicted model, not a curated record